Molecule: messenger RNA, 1800 nt
Organism: Solanum verrucosum
Lineage: Eukaryota; Viridiplantae; Streptophyta; Magnoliopsida; Solanales; Solanaceae
Product: CBL-interacting serine/threonine-protein kinase 14-like
Exons: 1
Coding region: 306-1658 (450 amino acids)
Biological process (GO): protein phosphorylation; signal transduction
Molecular function (GO): protein kinase activity; ATP binding
Source: RefSeq, a predicted model, not a curated record
CAUAAUUUGUUUUCUUUAUCUCUCUUCUCUCUGCCCUUUUGCUUUAAGAAAAAAUCAAAUACAUCUUCUUUGUUUUGCACUCAAAAUUCUUCAACUACCAUAGCCAUUCUCUACACUUCUAGCGAUUAACCCAUUUUUUCUGCAAAUUCCUCUCAAUCCUCACUGAUUGACGAAGACGGAUACCGGAAAGAUUGAAUUAUCAAAAUUUCCAAUAUCGAGCAAAUUUGAUUUGCUCGGUGUUUUAAUGCAAAGGGUAGAGAAAAUUCACAAAGGGGUUACUAGUUUACCGGUUUGUGGAUAUAGUUAUGCCAGAGAUCAUACAUAAUAACUAUGAAGGCAGUCAAUCUUUACUAUCCGCUGCUGCGGCGAUCUACGCUGAAUUAACUCCGGCUGAAUUACCUCCGCCGGAAGACGACGUUAAUUCAAACCUUUUCGACAAAUAUGAGCUGGGAAAACUCCUGGGUUGUGGUGCUUUUGGUAAAGUGUAUCAUGCCAGAGACUUCAGGACGGCACAGAGUGUGGCGAUUAAAGUCGUCAGCAAACAGAAAAUACUCAAAGGUGGGCUAACGGGGCACGUCAAGAGAGAAAUCUCUAUCAUGCGCCGGUUGCGUCAUCCCCAUAUCGUGCGCCAACAUGAAAUUCUUGCUACUAAGAAGAAAAUCUACUUCGUCCUGGAAUUCGCUAAAGGAGGUGAACUCUUUGCUAAAAUAGCUAACGGCCGAUUUAGCGAAGAUCUCAGCCGUCGAUAUUUCCAGCAGUUAAUCUCUGCCGUUGGAUACUGUCACUCUCGCGGGGUCUACCACCGUGAUUUGAAACCGGAGAAUUUAUUACUCGACGAAAAUUGGGACCUGAAAGUUACCGAUUUUGGGUUAAGCGCUGUCAGGGAUCAGAUCCGACCGGAUGGUUUGCUACAUACACUUUGUGGUACCCCUGCUUAUGUGGCACCGGAGAUUUUGGCGAAGAAAGGUUAUGAUGGUGCUAAGGUGGAUAUAUGGUCAUGUGGUAUUAUUCUCUUUGUGUUCAAUGCUGGGUAUUUACCUUUCAAUGAUACAAAUUUAAUGACCAUGUAUCGGAAAAUUUACAAAGGCGAAUUUCGUUGCCCGAAAUGGACGUCGCCGGAGCUGAAGAGGUUGUUGACCCGAUUGCUUGAUAUCAACCCGGUUACUCGUAUCACCAUUGAGGAGAUUAAGAAUGACCCGUGGUUUCAAAAAGGGUAUCAAGAGGUGAAAUCAGAUCAUCACCCAUUCGAAUUCAAAUCUUGGUCGGGUCCAGGUUCCACUGGAGAAUUCCUUAACGCAUUUGAUAUUAUCUCGUAUUCAUCUGGUUUUAAUUUCUCCAGUUUGCUUAAAGGCAAUGGUGGAUUCAUUAUUAAGGAACGAUUCGUAUCGAGGGAGACGCCGGAGAAGGUAAUCGGGAAAAUUGAGGAGGUGGCGGAGGCGGAGGGGAUGACGGUGGCACAGAGGAGUGGCGCCACUGUGAAGGUGGAGGGGCAGAAUGGUAAUUUUGUGGUGAUGGUGGUGGUUAACCGGUUAACUGAAGAACUGGUAAUAGUUGAAAUUGAGAAAAAGGAGAGUGAUGGUGAAAUUUGGAAGAAGAAAUUCAAACCGGAGAUAAGUAGAUUUGUUUAUCAAGGGGAAGGACCAAUUUCUGGUAGCUGAAAAGUACAUUUGGCCUAAUUUUUAUGAAUUAAUGAUUUACUGAAAAAUUAUUAGGGAACCAAAUUAAUGUGUUGUACUUCUAUUAUUAUGUUUGCUACUCUCUAUAAUAAUUCAAUGAAUUAUUGGCAAUUUACUUAUCAAA